Messenger RNA from Aspergillus welwitschiae, 1494 nucleotides. RefSeq names its product DUF1996 domain-containing protein. The record is from RefSeq and is a predicted model, not a curated record. The transcript is spliced from 4 exons. Bases 1 to 1494 code for a protein of 497 amino acids. Lineage: Eukaryota; Fungi; Ascomycota; Eurotiomycetes; Eurotiales; Aspergillaceae.
AUGCGACAAUCCGUCGCUUUUCUGGCCUGUUUGGCCGCGCUUUCUAGCGUUUCCCAAGCCUUUUGGCGUCUCCCUUGUCGUGGACGAAGUGGUGUGGCUCGAAUUGACCCCAUAAUGGCCCCUGGGAAACCAUCAGACCAUGUCCAUGUGGUUCACGGAUCAGGAGGUUUCUCUAUGUCAUCGGGCGAGACGGCCCUGAAAAAUGCGGAUUGUACCUCAUGCGGGGUGACUCAAGACAAGUCGGCUUACUGGGCCCCCGCGCUAUACUUCAUGCAUGAGAAUGGCGAUGCUGAGCUUGUCAACGAAGUGGGCGGGAUGCUUGCUUACUACUUCCUGAAUGGACAGAAUGUGACAGCAUUCCCUGAGAACUUCCGUAUGAUUGCCGGCGACCCAUUCCUACGCAACUUCCCUUGGCCAGUUCCCGACCCUCCAAAGUCCGAAUGGUCUGGCAAUCAAUCCUCACAGGACGCUCUUCGCCAGAAAGCCCUUGGUUUCAACUGCUUAAACUACAACAAGUCUCCUGAGCCGUCGCUGGGCCGCCACUUCCUGCCAAACAAGACCUUCCUUGAUGAGCAUUGUACUGAUGGCGUGCGAUUUGAAUUGAUGUUCCCUUCAUGUUGGAACGGCAAAGAUGUUGACUCGGAGGAUCACAGGUCGCACAUGGCCUACCCAUCCCUAGUCAUGGACGGAGUUUGUCCGGAAGGCUUCGAGACCCGCCUUGUUUCGCUCUUCUAUGAAACUAUCUGGGACACCUAUGCGUUCAAAAACAAGCAGGGAACUUUUGUCCUUGCAAACGGUGACCCAACUGGAUACGGCUACCACGGAGACUUCAUCUACGGCUGGCAAUAUGGGUUUCUCCAACAGGCAGUAGAUGAAUGCACCAACCUGUCUGGUCGGGUGGAAGAUUGUCCCAUAUUUGAUCUUCAGACAGAUACCGAGCAGGCUCAGUGUAACUUCACCAUGCCAGAGGAGCUGAAAAGCGAGAACGUAUACCUUCACAAGGGUGGCCUGCCGAAUAACAUCGCCAUUCAGUAUGGACCUGCGUAUGCCAGCCCAGUCCGGUAUACCAACGCUGGCCAUCAUACCUCGGCGAUAUUGCCUGAGCCAAGCAUUGCUAUCGGUGCUUCUCUUAACGGUGCUACUCUUGAUCUCGGAAAUAUUCACAUUGGAUUUUUCCAAACCAGCACGUCAACUACACCAACCAGCACCUGGACACCUACUCCUACCACAUCUUAUGUUGAAGGUGUUGUCACUCAAAAGAUCGUGUACGUUGAGCAGGAGAUCCUCAUCCUCACGGAUGAAAACGGAGCACCUGUCACAACAGAGACGGGUGGAAUCGAGACAGUCUCCACUUCUACAUCUACUGUGAACAAGAUUGUAUCAACAGUCGUGACCACGCCAACCGAGGCCCCUGCUAAGCGUGAUGGUCAUAGCCAUGGGCAUUUCCAGCAUGUCCAUAGGCGUCAUCGUCACGGACAUGCUCAUCGAAGGUGA